This is a messenger RNA of Daldinia childiae, 1476 nucleotides long. Its product is annotated as putative gtp-binding protein. Lineage: Eukaryota; Fungi; Ascomycota; Sordariomycetes; Xylariales; Hypoxylaceae. Gene Ontology annotation, cellular component: mitochondrion. Bases 1 to 1476 code for a protein of 491 amino acids. The record is from RefSeq and is a predicted model, not a curated record. The transcript has a single exon.
AUGCCUCUGAGGACUAAGAACCGCCGUGCCAGUACGGGAAAGUUCUAUGGUAAUCAGAAGAUGGAGCUAAGCUUCGUGAUAACUAGAUGCGAUUUACUCGCGCCGACGAAAGUUCAGGUAGACAGGAUGUUUCCAUGGUUGCAGGAGGUACUUCGGGAGGCUCUUGGACGGACGGGACGUAAUGUGCGUCUAGGUAAUCUCAUAGCCCUUAGCGCAAAACGGAGUUGGUGGACUAGGGAGCUGAAAGAAGAUGUAUGGAAACGGGGUGGUGCUGGUUGGAUGGUCGGCAAGGCAAAUGUUGGCAAGAGUCAACUAUUCGAAGCUAUCUUUCCUAAGGGCAGAAUGAAUCUACCCCCUUCGAAACAUCAAAUCACGGUUGAAAUGCAAGCAAGGACAUCAAGCAAGGAUGCAACUUCAAUGGAGAAGGCCGAAACCAAGCCGGAACUAGCCCAGGAAGACUUAGCAGUUCAGGAGAUGGAAGAUAUGGAGGAAGAGGAGCUUGACGAAUACGCCCUUUUACCACCCGCAGUCAAGGAGACUAAUUACCCAGAAAUGCCGCUAGUUUCUGACCUACCAGGGACGACAGCAUCGCCAAUCCGGAUUCCAUUUGGAAACGGCCGAGGAGAGCUAAUCGACCUUCCUGGUUUAGAACGCACUGGUCUUGAGAAGUAUGUCAAGGAGGAACACCGCUUAUCUUUGAUCAUGCGCUCUCGAGUCAUACCAGAACAAAUGACGCUUACACCAAGUCGGUCCUUACUUCUUGGUGGGUUCAUCCGCAUUACCCCGAGAGAACCAGCACCAAUCAUGUUGGCAUAUGCGUUCACACCAAUCGAAGCGCAUGUUUCAAGGACGGAGAAGGCGAUUGGAAUCCAGAACCAGACAGGCGAGGUCAACGUUGAAAAUAUAGCAGUACCAGGGACUGGCGAGAAAACAAAACUAGCAGGCUCUUUCGAGCUCAAAUGGGACGUAACAACGAAAAGGACCGGACCCUUAAUGAGAAAAGAAGCCGUCGGUUUAACCAUAGACCGGCUACCGUACCGAGUUCUAUCCACUGACAUCCUAAUUGAAGGUGUCGGGUGGGUAGAAAUCACCGCUCAAGUGCGCACGAAGGACCUUUUCAAAGAAAGACCAGUAUCGGACACGCCGCCUGUUGAGAAAUCUGAAGAGAAAAAGGAACUUUCGGCAUUAGAAAGGCUAGAAGCUCUUGUCGAAGAUCCUAAAAAGAAGGCACCCCGCCCUCCCCCUGUUGAAGAGCAAGGCGAGGAUGAUGAACCUAACUGGCCUAUCGUGGACGUGUAUACUCCCGAGGGCAAGUUUAUAUCUUCUCGUAGGCCCAUGAACGGUUGGGUGUUAAACAAACCAAAGGUUACUGCAGCGUCACGGAGAUCCCGGCCCCGAAGGAGUAUGAAGGGUCAAAAGAAACUUGAGAAGCACCGGAAGCGGGAGAGAGAGGGUACUGCUACCUCUUCGUUUUAA